ACUCUGGUGGGCGCCGCCAUCUUGUUUCGGCGGAGCUUGAAAAGGCGCUUCCGGGUGAGCUUGUCGGUCGGCGUUGUUGGUGUUGAGAGGUCUGCGCGGUUAGUCUUCUUAGCCUUUGUUUCGACGGGAGGUUGAGACGAAGAGCCGUCCCGAUGGCGGUGGAGUCUCGCGUUACUCAGGAGGAGAUUAAAAAGGAGCCCGAAAAGCCGAUCGACCGCGAGAAGACUUGUCCCCUGUUGCUGAGGGUCUUCACGACCAACAAUGGGCGUCAUCACCGAAUGGAUGAGUUUGCCCGUGGAAAUGUACCUUCUAGUGAACUUCAGAUCUACACAUGGAUGGAUGCAACUUUAAAAGAGCUGACCAGCUUAGUGAAGGAAGUCUAUCCAGAAGCAAGGAAGAAGGGGACACACUUCAAUUUUGCAAUAGUUUAUACAGAUCUUAAAAGGCCUGGGUACAGGGUGAAGGAAAUUGGCAGUACAAUGUCAGGAAGAAAGGGCACAGAUGAUUCCAUGACUCUACAGUCUCAGAAGUUCCAGAUAGGGGAUUACCUCGACAUAGCAAUUACUCCUCCAAAUCGAGCGCCACCUCCUUCUGGUCGUAUGAGACCUUACUGAUAUUUUGUCUUAUAUUACUGCCAUCUGCAGAUUCUCACUGAUUAGUUUCUGCAUUAUCUUACUGAUUUUUUUCUUCUAAAUGUAAAGUAGAAUACUAGAACACUUAGUAACCCUAGAAAGUAUUGAAGUUAGUUUAAAUUAUGUUAUUGUAAAAGGAGUGCCCUUAAGUGGUUAAUUUUCUGUCAGGUUUUUAUGAAGUUGGCCCGAGCAACACAGCAGUUUUCUGUAUUUUUUAAAACUUGUUAUGGAACAAAUAUAUCAUUAAGCCUAACUUAAAAUAUGUGAUUAAAAGAAUUGAUGUAUUUCAUAAAUACAGUUUUAUUAUAAAAUGAA
Python bivittatus (Burmese python) is the source of this 947-nucleotide messenger RNA. It is a transcript of the gene SAP18, whose product is annotated as Sin3A associated protein 18. Gene Ontology annotation, molecular function: transcription corepressor activity; transcription factor binding. The record is from RefSeq and is a predicted model, not a curated record. Gene Ontology annotation, biological process: negative regulation of DNA-templated transcription. NCBI's taxonomy places the organism in Eukaryota, Metazoa, Chordata, Lepidosauria, Squamata, Pythonidae. Gene Ontology annotation, cellular component: nucleus.